AUGUCCUCCGCGCCGGCGCCCGGGGGAGCGUUCGACCGCUACGUCCAGCGCGGCGGCGGCGCGCCGCCGGCGGCCGCGGCGGCAAGCGGCAACACGGGGGUAGGGGGCUCCUCUGGAUGGGGGCACCACGUGCGGCAUUGUGGAGGAGGACGCGGAGGGGACGAGGCGGAGCCGGACGUGACGGUGCUAGGUCGGCGGCGGGGAAACGGAAAGACGAGGACGGGGAGGCGCGCCACGACGGUGAGGGUGGAGGACGCCGGCGAGGGCAGGGGCCUGCCGCCGCCGUGGCCGGCGACGGGGCCGCACGCCGGCGGCAGGUCGCGCGCGGCGCGGCGGCAGGGCGAGACCAUCGCCAAGGGCCACAAGAACUAUGAGCUUAUGCUCAACCUCCAACUCGGCAUCAGACACGCUGUAGGAAAACAAGGCCCUAUUACGCUUGAUCUCAGGUCAUCAGCUUUCGACCCAAAGGAGAAAGUAUGGACAAGGUUCCCUCCAGAAGGCUCAAAGUACACUCCUCCUCACAGUUCUUGCGAUUUCAAAUGGAAAGAUUACUGCCCGCAAGUAUUCCGGACAUUGCGCAAGUUAUUCAAGGUUGAUGCAGCAGAUUAUAUGUUAUCCCUUUGUGGCGACCAGGCUCUCCGGGAGCUCUCAUCCCCUGGCAAGAGUGGAAGCUUCUUUUAUCUCACAAGCAAUGAUCAAUACAUGAUAAAGACUAUGAAGAAAGCUGAAGUAAAGAUAUUUCUGAAGAUGCUUCGAGCUUACUACAAUCAUGUCCGGUCAUUCGAGAACACUCUGGUCACCAAAUUUUUUGGUCUUCAUUGUGUCAAGUUAGCUGGAGCUAACCAAAAGAAGGUUCGUUUUGUCAUAAUGGGAAAUCUGUUCUGUUCGGAUCACUUUAUCCAUAGGAGAUUUGAUCUGAAAGGCUCGUCCCUUGGACGUACGACUGACAAGCCACAGACAGAAAUCGACGAGUAUACUAUUUUAAAAGACCUUGAUCUUAAUUUUAUAUUUAGAUUGCAAAAACACUGGUACCAAGAGUUCCAAAGCAGACAAGUCGACAAGGACUGCGAUUUUCUCGAGCAGGAAAACAUUAUGGAUUACAGUCUUUUGGUCGGUGUACAUUUUAGAGACAAAAGAGUUAUAAUGACUGAAGGUUCCUUUGAUAGUGAUAGCAGCAGAGGAUCAUCACCCCACCUAUCGUCUCACCUGUCUAGAGGAGAUACUGAUCCAAACAGGAUGUGCACGAUAAGGCUCGGGUCGAAUAUGCCAACAAAAGCCGAACUAACAGUACGGAGGACUGACUGUGAACCGCAGCUUAUUGGUGAGCCUACCGGGGAGUUCUACGACGUCAUAUUGUACUUCGGGAUUAUAGACAUACUUCAAGAUUAUGAUAUCAGCAAAAAGCUUGAGCACGCAUACAAGUCUUUCCAGUACGACCCGACAUCAAUCUCGGCAGUAGAUCCAAAACAGUAUUCCAGGCGCUUUAAAGAUUUUGUGUACAAAGCGUUCCAAGAAGACAACAUCUGA
Molecule: messenger RNA, 1527 nt
Organism: Lolium rigidum
Lineage: Eukaryota; Viridiplantae; Streptophyta; Magnoliopsida; Poales; Poaceae
Product: phosphatidylinositol 4-phosphate 5-kinase 4-like
Exons: 9
Coding region: 1-1527 (508 amino acids)
Biological process (GO): phosphatidylinositol metabolic process
Molecular function (GO): phosphatidylinositol kinase activity
Source: RefSeq, a predicted model, not a curated record